Molecule: messenger RNA, 718 nt
Organism: Aspergillus novofumigatus IBT 16806
Lineage: Eukaryota; Fungi; Ascomycota; Eurotiomycetes; Eurotiales; Aspergillaceae
Exons: 2
Coding region: 31-459 (142 amino acids)
Source: RefSeq, a predicted model, not a curated record
CACGGUCUUUCCUUACUAACAUUUCAGACAAUGGAAGUCGCUCUGGCAAUAGAGAGAGUUUUGACCAACUUGCGAUCUGAAGGUAUACCGGCCUGUGUUAUUGGUGAGAUAGCAUUAAACUACUAUAAUGUACCCCGAGUUGUGCAUGAUAUCGAGAUAUGCGUCCCAGAAAGCUUACUAUCGAAAGCUGUAUCCAACCUCUGCUCUACCGGUCUAUAUCAAUUAACGCAGAAGGAAGGGUACGAUAUAUUCACGGAAUAUAAAAGGGGAUUUCCGACGCUCGCUGUGACAAACAGCAACCUUCUAGUUGUGAUCUUUCCUGAUUCACAUUUCCAUCUUUCCCCGCUGGGCUCCAGUAUCGUAUCGUAUAAGGAGAUAAAACCUACAGUCUACAGUCAUGAGAUCCAAGGUCUAGUUCCAGUGGAUGAUAAUACGACAUCUUCCGACCCCGAAUACUAAGGCUUAGUCUUACUAAGCCGCAACGUAGCAGGGGUCAGUUAAUUUCGAGAAUGACUGUAUUAGUAUAAGUCGCCUUCCAUUUUGACUCUUACAGAGCACUUCUGCAACACUACCAGACAGCUCUUCCAGAGACUCCAUCAUGACUUCAGCUCGAAAGCCAAUGGGCAGUUGACUCUAAGCCUGACCGAUGUGUGAAUAAUAGCACGACAUUGACUCCUCAAAAGAUGAGACAUACAGACAGUGGGAGGACGCGUUGGGG